Messenger RNA from Nicrophorus vespilloides, 604 nucleotides. Its product is annotated as proclotting enzyme-like. The transcript is spliced from 4 exons. Gene Ontology annotation, biological process: proteolysis. Lineage: Eukaryota; Metazoa; Arthropoda; Insecta; Coleoptera; Silphidae. The annotation marks the transcript as partial. The record is from RefSeq and is a predicted model, not a curated record. Gene Ontology annotation, molecular function: serine-type endopeptidase activity.
GUUUUUGAAAGAUAAUCUUAAGGUAGUUUUAGGACAACACGAUCGUUGCAUUCCGAACAGCGACACCGUCCAAUUUUCUUUAGCCGAGAUCAUCGUGCACGGCGACUUCGAUCCGCGUGAUUUUCGUCACGACGUUGCGCUCCUGAGGCUCAACAUGAGGGUGACCAACAACAAGAUCAUCAGCCCCAUCUGUCUACCAAAUUUGGAUGUGUACGGUAGGAAAGUGGUGGAUAAAUACAAGAGGAGAUCGGGAAAGAUCGUGGGUUGGGGUUCGACCAUCGCCAACGACGAAUCUUCGAUCAGCUGUAGACCUUUGCAGGUAUCAGUGCCGAUUUUGGAGAGGUCUUUUUGCAUCGGCAACGAUGCCUCGCUCUUCUGCGCCGGUUACGUGAACGGAACGGCGGACUCUUGCCAAGGGGACAGCGGCGGUCCGCUGCAGAUUAUAAAUAGGUUUAAGAGAUACGAGAUCAUCGGGAUAAUAUCUUCUGGUAGAGGAUGCGCCGAAAUCGGAGAGCCCGGAUUGUACACGGAUGUUCUGCAGAAACUCAAUUGGAUCUACGAGAGGAUCUCCGAUUCAUCCUGUCUACCCUAUCUACCCUUUUAA